Molecule: messenger RNA, 900 nt
Organism: Nematostella vectensis (starlet sea anemone)
Lineage: Eukaryota; Metazoa; Cnidaria; Anthozoa; Actiniaria; Edwardsiidae
Product: acyl-coenzyme A thioesterase MBLAC2
Exons: 1
Coding region: 1-900 (299 amino acids)
Source: RefSeq, a predicted model, not a curated record
AUGGCGAAGACAGCACCAGCUACUCUCGAAACCGAAGAGUUUCACCUGGAAGAAUUAGACAAUAAUAUUUUCAUGCUACGAGAAAACUACUAUACUUCUUGGAAUCAGCCCAAUAUCUGGGUAUUGAAGGGAGCAGAGAGGGAUUUGAUUAUAGACACCGGGAUAGGACUCUGGGAUCUACCGGGAUUUCUUAAGAAAAAUAAUAUCAUUGGAGAAAAGCCUUAUGAAGCUGUUGCUACCCAUAUCCACUUUGAUCACACAGGAGGGGCGCAUCAGUUUGAGAAAUUUUCAAUUCAUAGACUAGAAGGCGACGCUAUAGAGAAAGGAAAUCAAUACGUGUGUUGUUCUCUAAUGACAGCGAAGGAAAUAGCGAGACCGCCAACACAAGAUUGGAGAGCGCAAAAUUACAAAGUCCUGGCUGCCAAACCUAGCAGACUCCUCGAAGAUGGCGACUUGUUUGACUUAGGGGAUCGUCAACUCAGAGUUAUUCAUCUUCCGGGGCAUACUGUAGGUAGCAUCGCACUAUAUGAGGAGAAUACAAAGUCUCUUUUUAGCGGGGAUGUCGCAUAUAUUGGCCCUCUUCUAGACGUGCUACCGACGAGCAAUGUCACGCAUUACAUCCAGACGGCACAAAAAUUAAGAGAGCUUGCUCCCAAUGUAGAUAAAGUCUACCCGGGUCACGGAGUCGUCUUCGAUGGUUCUACACUGGACGGACUGAUGGCGGAAUACAUUGCCAGUAAGCAGGCGUGCUGUGCUGGGGUCCAGGUCACUUGUGGUACACCAGUGGUCUCGUGUCUCUUGAAGGGAAGGAAUUCCAGUAAUUUGGCUGCCGCUUGUUGCUGGAAAGGGUGUUGCUGUUAUUAUUGUAUGCAGUGUAAAAUCAGCACCACUCCACAUUAG